Anthostomella pinea is the source of this 1734-nucleotide messenger RNA. Lineage: Eukaryota; Fungi; Ascomycota; Sordariomycetes; Xylariales; Xylariaceae. The record is from the annotation of a GenBank genome assembly.
AUGGCGUUGAACGUGAAGCACCUGAACUCCGAUGCGUCGUUCCUACUCUCCUUCGAGCCUAUCAUCCCGGAGUCAGCCAGCGAAAGCGUGGUAGCUCAACCAUUCACAAUCCUCCUAGACCCAUGGAUCACAGGCCCCUCCAAGAUCUUCCACUCCAAGAUCUCCAUCUCCACCCACAAGCAUCCCGCCUGCAUAACGUCACUGGCUGAACUCGCGCAACCACCGGACCUUGUUAUCGUCAGUCAGCACAAGAGCGAUCACUGCAAUGAAGCAACCUUACGCCAGCUACCAUCGAGCGGCACGAAGACGCUGAUUCUCGCAGAGCCGGCAUCGGCGCGCGUCAUCAAGAGCUGGAAGUACUUCGACAAGGAGAAGAUCCGAACAAUCGAGCCAUGGAGAGACCCACGGUUGACAGGCAAGCAAUCCGUUGUGCGAAUACCCGUUCCGGCGUUGGUUCCGCGUGGUCAAGGAGGAGAGGUCACGGUUGCCUUCAUUCCACAGAAGCGCGACCUGACUGGUAUACAUGGUGCGAUUGGCAUCACGUACCGACCACCCCCAACGCAUAACCUGGCGCGGCCGGAACCCCGAGUCAAGAUCUUUACGCCGCCCACGACGCCCGACUCCCAGGCGCAAACCUUUACCGACGCCGAGACCAAGACACCGAUCCCCACACCGACAGGCGACACAUUCCUCCUCCCGCCCUCGCCGCCAGUUUCACCCCGCUCAUUGCGCUCUAUCCGGUCCGCCUCAACCUUGAUUGCGUCACCAACGCGACCCGUCCCGAGUCCUGGUUUUCGUCCGGCGACUGCCUCGAGCAACAGUGUAACGCAGCUCACCGGCAGCGCAACUGAGGCCAGCCGGCCGAUCUCUCUCCUCUUCUCACCUCACGGCAUCUCGUACCCCAACCUGGUGACAUAUGUCACCUCUCAUCUCGUCUCCGAGGCAGCACUGCCGCUGACGGCGCUCCUUCAUUGUAUGGACAGCAUCAACAAUCCUUGGUGGCUAGGGGGCAAUGUCUGCGCAGGUGCUCCUACCGGGGCCGAGAUUGCGGCGAGGCUAGGUGCUAGGAUAUGGGUGAGUGCUCACGAUGGCGAGAAAGACGUCCGAGGACUGGGCACAGGGAUGUUAAAGACCCGGCGAUGGAAACACGAGGAGGUCGAGGGAGCUAUCGACGCCGGUCAUACGCAUGACCAAGGUCGCGACCAACAACCCACCAGUCCUGAUGGCAUGCAAGAUUCGAUGCGCAAGGUGAAAAGAGGUGGCCCCGAGAUUAUGCGCCUUUGCAGCGGAGAGGAAGUCAUUGUCACUAGCACGGGCAUGAUUUGGCGCUCCGAUGACAAAGAAGUCGACGAACCAAGCUCAACUUCAGCGCCCAUUGCUAAAGCGCCAGCAAAGACUACUACUGCGAACGGUACUAAACACCAGACGCUCAAGGGUGAGAAGAAGGGCAUGAAUCAGGUAGUCUUGCCUAAGGUGCAGGAUGCCAUGUCGCCCAAGAAACUGGCGAUUUACAGAGCCCUGAAGACCAGGGAUUUGAUGAGGCCGUCACCGAAGUUCGUUCUGGAACGAGAAUCCGAACCCAAUUUGCCAGCUUUGCCGGAGGUCGAACCCAGCGUGGUUCCGGAACCGCCCGCGAUCGAGAGCAAGAAAACGGCGAAGAAGCCCGGCAUCGAGUGUGCUCGGAAGCGAGCCGCGAGCGAUGAUCGCGCUGUGCGGUUCGAGUUGACCACUUGA